Molecule: messenger RNA, 1635 nt
Organism: Odontomachus brunneus
Lineage: Eukaryota; Metazoa; Arthropoda; Insecta; Hymenoptera; Formicidae
Product: DNA polymerase delta small subunit-like
Exons: 6
Coding region: 78-1463 (461 amino acids)
Biological process (GO): DNA strand elongation involved in DNA replication; DNA replication
Cellular component (GO): delta DNA polymerase complex
Molecular function (GO): DNA binding
Source: RefSeq, a predicted model, not a curated record
CAUAUUUGAUUGUGAUUGAUCAAUUUCUUUACUGCUUAAGUUUUUCUAUGUGUCACUAGCUUAAUGACGUAAAAAGUAUGCUGUUAACAAUGGUAUACAAAACUACUGAAUGUGCUAGUAAAUUACUUUCCAAACCGGGAAAUGAAAAACCGCAAGAAUUCAAGAGGCAGCAAAUACAAUACGAAGAUUUAACUACCGAUUUCAAGGAUAAAUCUGUCGAUUUCUCCAAACAGUUUUGUUAUAUUUAUACAGUGAGACUAGCGGAGCUAAGGGAGAUAUUGAUACCACGAAUUAUUGCAAAAUGGAGUGAUACGAAGAUAUUGAAAUUGGCAGAAUUAGAAGAUUUUGAAGGACAAGAAUGCGUAAUAAUUGGUACUCUUUACAAACAUCAAAAGUGGAAGCCAUCGAUACUGCAAGAGUUAAGCGAAGAUCAUCAACUUACAUUGCCUGAGCCAAGAUCAAAUUACUGCUCAGAAAAUGAUCAACUUUUUUUGGAAGAUGAAAUGUUACGUAUUAAAUUAGUAGUUGACGGUACAGAGUUGAGGAACUAUGUCACAGGAAUUGUAUGUGCCAUAUUAGGUCAUAAAGAAAAAGAUGGCACAUUUGUGAUCAAAGAAUGGUGCUUUCCUGGUUGUAUACCCAAGAGUUUGUCAGCACCACAAUCUAGGGGAAAACUGGUGUUCCUUUCUGGACUCGACUUGGCAAACAGCUUUGAAAAUUUGUCACUGGAACUUUUAACAGAAUGGAUCUGUGGUAUGUCUGGUGAUGCAACAGCGCAAGAGGAUGUUACUUGUGUUGUUAGAGUUAUUAUUGCUGGUAAUUCCGUGAAAACUGCUACAAGGACAAACACCCUGAUUGGACAUGCCGAAGGGAAGGCACAGGAUACCGCGAUAGUAAAGGAAUUAGCUGUAGCGACGAAACAUGUGGACGCGUUUCUCGCUGAAAUAGCAAAAUGUUGUUGCAUCACUUUGAUGCCAGGUCAGCACGAUCCCACGAAUGCUAUGCUGCCUCAGCAGCCGCUACAUCCGUGUGUACUACCAUUAACGUCGAGAUAUCAAAGUUUUAAAGGUGCGACUAAUCCAUGGAUCGGUAGAAUCGCUGAGCGUGUGAUAAUGGGCAGCAGCGGACAACCAAUCGAAGAUAUCGCGAGAGUAACGGGUGCGGUGGAUAUUUCUUCUUUAGAAUGGCUGGAAAGAACACUGCUUUGGAAACACAUGUGCCCAACUGCUCCAGAUACAUUACCGGUGCAUCCUUAUUCUGAGAGAGAUCCGUUUAUUAUAAAACAUUGCCCGGAUAUAUAUUUUGUAGGUAACACGGCUAAAUUUGAAACAAAGUUAUGGAAAGGUGAAGACAAUCAAGUGGUUCGACUAAUUUGUAUUCCCCAAUUUUCUUCUACACAUACUGCAGUUACUGUGGAUAUUGAAAGUUUGGAUACUAAAUCUGUUUAUUUUGGGAGAGGAUAGAUGUCUGAAUAAAUACAUCGAAUACACAAUUAUAUCUCAGGAAGCAACAGAACGCAUGUCGCUAUCAUCAAUCCAUAUUUUUGUAUUCGUGUUCUUUGAUAUAUUUCUGUACUAUUUAUACAUUAUACGCUAAGAUUUGGGAAUAAAAACGUGACUUUGUAUUUUCAGAAUA